Molecule: messenger RNA, 1861 nt
Organism: Camelina sativa (false flax)
Lineage: Eukaryota; Viridiplantae; Streptophyta; Magnoliopsida; Brassicales; Brassicaceae
Product: cytochrome P450 72A15
Molecular function (GO): oxidoreductase activity, acting on paired donors, with incorporation or reduction of molecular oxygen; iron ion binding; monooxygenase activity
Source: RefSeq, a predicted model, not a curated record
AUAACAUCACUGAUGAUGUCAUCACCACAGUCAUAUCUUCUCCACAAUUUUCAACCUUUAUAUCCCAACAUUUUCGCAAACUCUCCACCCCUCUCUCUCUCGCUCUCUCUCUCUCUUCUCUGGAAGAAAAAAAUGGAGAUAUCAGUUGCAUCGGUAACAAUUUCAGUAGCUGUAGUUGUUACAUCAUGGUUGGUAUGGAGAGCUUUACAGUGGGUUUGGUUUAAACCAAAGAUGCUUGAGAGUUACCUGAGAAGACAAGGUCUUCCCGGAACUUCUUACACGCCUCUCGUCGGCGAUGUGAAGAGGAAUUUCAGCAUGUUGACAGAGGCAAGAUCAAAACCCAUCAACCUAACGGAUGAUAUCACACCACGUGUCAUGCCUCAUCCUUUGCAAAUGCUCAAGACUCACGGAAGGACUUACUUUUCAUGGUUUGGACCUGUACCAAUCAUCACCAUAAUGGAUCCUGAGCAAAUCAAGGAAGUGUUCAACAAAGUUUAUGAUUUCCAAAAGCCGCAUACAUUCCCUUUGGCCACACUGAUAGCUAAAGGACUCGCUAAUUAUGAUGGUGAUAAAUGGGCAAAACACCGAAGAAUCAUCAACCCGGCUUUCCACCUUGAGAAGAUCAAGAAUAUGGUACCUGCGUUCUACCAAAGCUGUAGCGAGGUUCUUGGCGAAUGGGAGAAGUUAGUGUCAGAUAAAGGGUCUUCGUGUGAGGUAGACGUUUGGCCUGGGCUUGUGAGUAUGACUGCAGAUGUGAUCUCUCGUACUGCUUUUGGCAGCAGCUACAAAGAAGGACAGAGGAUCUUUGAGCUCCAAGCAGAACUAGCACAGCUCAUCAUUCAAGCUUUCCGGAAAGCCAUCAUCCCUGGAUUUAGUUAUCUCCCGACAAAAGGUAACAGAAGGAUGAAAGCAACAGCUAGAGAAAUCCAAGUUAUACUGAGAGGGAUUGUUAACAAAAGGUUAAGGGCGAGAGAAGCUGGCGAAGCACCAAGUGACGAUUUGCUGGGUAUACUUCUUGAAUCGAAUUUGGGGCAAACGAAAGGAAACGGUAUGAGUACUGAGGAUCUGAUGGAGGAAUGCAAGUUGUUCUAUUUCGCGGGGCAAGAGACGACAUCAGUACUUCUGGUCUGGACGAUGGUUCUGUUAAGCCAACACAAAGACUGGCAGGCUCGUGCACGAGAAGAAGUGAAGCAAGUUUUUGGCGAUAAAGAGCCUGAUGCAGAAGGUCUCAACCAGCUCAAAGUUAUGACAAUGAUAUUAUACGAGGUCGUAAGGCUAUAUCCACCAGUAACACAGCUGACCAGAGCCAUUCACAAAGAGAUAAAGCUAGGAGACCUAACACUACCAGGCGGUGUUCAGAUCAGUCUACCCAUUCUGCUAGUCCAACGGGACACGGAGCUGUGGGGAAACGAUGCAGGGGAGUUCAAGCCAGAGAGAUUCAAAGACGGUCUCUCAAAGGCAACAAAGAGCCAAGUCUCCUUCUUUCCUUUUGCAUGGGGACCAAGGAUAUGCAUCGGCCAGAACUUUGCAAUGCUUGAGGCAAAGAUGGCAAUGGCUUUGAUUCUACAGAAAUUCUCGUUUGAGCUUUCUCUUUCAUAUCUUCAUGCGCCUUACACAAUCAUCACCAUUCACCCACAAUUUGGUGCUCAGCUUAUCCUGCAGAAGCUCUAAAAUACUACUACCCUUUUCGUUUUUUUCAAAUAAGCUUGUUGUUGUUAUACACAGAUGAAACGAGUUAGAUCACACAAUAUACAAAAACUGAAAUCUUUUUAAUGUAUUCAAGUCAGAAGUUCUGACUCAUAACUUGAACAAAUCUCUGUUUGAAACUAGAACCCAAUAUAAAGGAACGAAAUUUAAGACU